CCAGAUCUGCCGGAUGUGUCCGGGGACUCUGCGGAACAGUUCAGAAGUUUCCCAUCUGUGCUCAGAGACCUCGGAGGCGGAGCUUGUGGGUCGCUGCUGUGUGAAGCCCCCCGGGGGUGAUAUUAUUGGGCUGGAUCUCUGGAACUGCUCCAUCUCCCACCUGGACCCCGGGCUCCGCCUCACUGCCGCCAUUGUUGUCAUAGACAUUUCCCAGAAUCCUCUGCAGGAGCUGCCCCGGGAGAUCUUCCAGGGACUGACCGGCCUCAACUAUCUGGCUCUUCCAGUGAACAUUAGUUGCCCCGGGGGUAAUCAGUCCUGGGCCAGUGUGGAGACCGGAUCGGAGGGUCGGAUUUGCCGUGAUCAGCAGAGUUCCUGUAACAGCACCGGAGAUGUGGCGGUGCUGUGUCCAGAGAACUCGCUCUGCGCUCCCGAUGGACCCGGCUACACACAGUGCGUCUGCGUUGCCGGAUUCAGCGGCUACAAAUGUCUGAGAGAGGGCUCCUUCCCUAUGAUCAUGUUCUUCGGGAUCCUGUCCUCUGUCACCAUCGUUCUGGCCAUAUUUUUCUGGUGUACGCAGAGGAAGAAGGUGAAGAGUCUGUAGAUGGAGUCAUGUGACCGGG
Messenger RNA from Nanorana parkeri, 620 nucleotides. It is a transcript of the gene ATRAID, whose product is annotated as all-trans retinoic acid induced differentiation factor. Bases 14 to 601 code for a protein of 195 amino acids. NCBI's taxonomy places the organism in Eukaryota, Metazoa, Chordata, Amphibia, Anura, Dicroglossidae. The record is from RefSeq and is a predicted model, not a curated record. Gene Ontology annotation, cellular component: intracellular membrane-bounded organelle. The transcript is spliced from 6 exons. Gene Ontology annotation, biological process: positive regulation of osteoblast differentiation.